This is a messenger RNA of Schizophyllum commune H4-8, 468 nucleotides long. RefSeq lists its product as uncharacterized. The transcript has 3 exons. The record is from RefSeq and is a predicted model, not a curated record. NCBI's taxonomy places the organism in Eukaryota, Fungi, Basidiomycota, Agaricomycetes, Agaricales, Schizophyllaceae. Bases 1 to 468 code for a protein of 155 amino acids.
AUGCCACCAGAGCCCAAGCCCGUCAGAACGCACAGCAUCAGGCGCAAGCCGGUGCCAGACUAUGAUUCAGUGGUAUCCGUGGAGACAGUUGACUGGAUGAGAAGGAUGGUUGAGACCUGCUAUUGCCCUCCUUGCAUCGCCCGGACCGCCGAGUACGAGUAUCAAGAUGUUCUUGCCAUCCGGAAGGCUGCUGGGUUCCUAGAUGCGGCAAAGGUCGAACCCGAUGACCCUUCUCGACCAAAGCCUGUCCGCACGAACAGUAUCCGACGCAAGCCCGUGCCGAAAUGGGAUCUUGCUGAUUUCGAGAAUACGCCUACGCCGAAGUCUGAGCCUCUUCCCAACAUCGAGGAGAUUCGUGCUACCUGCGAAUGCCGGCCUUGCGUCGGAUGGAGGAUCGAUCGCGCUGUGGAAGCUGAGAUGGCCUCCUACAAAGCCGCUGAAGAGGAUGCCCAGAACGUCUCCGAGUAG